AUGAGAGACGAUCGUUCACGCACCUGGGGCUUGUAUAAAGUGAGCUACCGCACGCCCAGCGGAGCGCGGUUCCGCGGGUUUUCCUUCCCCGGAUUCCGCUUUGAAAUACACUACUACUUCCUCCCGCACCUCAUGCGCUCCGCUAUGGGCUAUAACGAGAACGGUAAAAAGGGCAACCACGGAUAUCAGAUCGACGUGGACGUUAUCGAUCCAGAUCUGCUCCACGUCAUCCCCGCGUAUCACGGGAUUAUAUUCCACUCCAUGGCCUGGUGGAUGCAAAACGUUCCGGGAAGGAGCAAGAAGAACAGCUACUUCCGCGGCGGGAAGCUGAUCGACGUAUCCGACAUGGACGCGUAUCGCGAGGCGAUGCACAAUCUCGGGCAGCACCUGAAAAAUAUCGACUACCCGGGCGUGCCGUAUUUCGUCUCUUCCUCCCCGAAGCACUACAACCCGCCGGCAAAUUCCACCAAGGCCGGCGCGUGCGGCGCAACGUCCGUGGUUAAAUCCGCCGUCGCGCAGCUAUACCCGACCACGCAGGAAACUGAAAACUUCUACGCGAUGCAGAAGCUGUCGUUAACGGGUACGGGCAGCCCGAUGCGCCUCUUGCACGUGACGCGGCUCAGCGCGGUCCGGCCCGACGCGCACCUCGGUCUGUGGAGCGACGACAUCGUGCGGAACCCGGAAUUUAAGGAUCUGACGAAGCGCAUGGCGAAAUGGCCCGGGGAUUGCACGCACUGGUGCCUGCCAGGCGUGCCCGACGCGUGGGUCGAUCUUUAUUAUACCAACGCGCUUCUAGAACCGACGUUUGUCCAGCUCGCUAACGCGCCGCCCGCUCCAUCCACGGCGGGAGGCAAGAACGGGAGCAAGGGGGACGGGAGCAAGGGGGGCGGGGAGCAGCGGAAUCCGCAGCAAGGCGGAAGCGGAGCGGGCGGAGGAGCGGGCGGAACAGGGGGGAGUGCAGGGGGAGGAGGGGGAGGAGUGGGAGAAACAGGGGAUGGAGGUGGGGUGACACCUCCUGCAGUCAACCCACCUGUCAACCCACCUGUUAAAUCACCUGUCAAACCACCUGCAGCCAAAACCCCUGUGGUAAAUCCACCUGUAGUGAAGCCUCCUGCAGCCAAACCCCCUGUAGUGAAUCCACCUGUAGUCAAGCCACCCGCUGUCAAGCCACCUGCAGUCACACCCCCUGUAGUCAAUCCACCAAUGCUCAAGCCGCCAGUUAAACCACCUGCAACCAAACCUCCUGCAGUCACCUCCCCUACAACCAAGCCUCCUGUAGUGAGCCCACCUGCAGUCAAGUCUCCUGUAACCAAACCCCCUGUGGUGAACCCACCCGUAGCCAAGUCUCCUGCAGUCAAGCCACCCGUUGUCAAGCCUCCUGCAGUCACCCCCCCUACAACCAAGCCUCUAGUGAAGCCACCAGCAGUGAAACCGCCCGUUGUGAAACCCCCAGCAGCAAAGGCUCCAACUGUCAAACCGCCUGGUGUCAAGCCGCCAUUGGUUCGCCCCCCCGUCACUUCCCCAGCUCCAAAAACACCAGUGAAAGCACCUGUAGGUCCGAAAACACCUGGAGCAGCACCUACCGUCCCCAAGCCUCCGUUGAAAGCACCUGCAGGUGGAAACCCACCACAGAUUGUAACACCUGGUGGUGUGGUGGUCUCUCCUGGCCUAGUGCAGGCUCCAGGAGGGAAAAUAGGUGUUGUGGGAAGGUGGGGAGCAGGAGCAAGGGGAGGAGGAGGAGGAAGCGGAGGAGGAGCGGGAGGAGGCACAGGGCAGAGUGGAGGACAAGAACAGGUUACUAGAAGCAUAUAA
Closterium sp. Naga37s-1 is the source of this 1812-nucleotide messenger RNA. The record is from the annotation of a GenBank genome assembly. NCBI's taxonomy places the organism in Eukaryota, Viridiplantae, Streptophyta, Zygnematophyceae, Desmidiales, Closteriaceae.